AUUUCUCCCCCACUUUUCUGGCUUCCUACACAUAAAAAAUUAAAGACCGUCUUGCAGGUGCGUGCUUCUUUCUGAUGGAUUCCAUCAACAGGAACCACCACCAGCAUGUGCAUGGAGAAACAAAUACAGGCACAGCCCUGCAAGACGGUAUCAUUUUGCUUCUCUCACGCUGGUAUGCCCUUCAAUUGGCUGUCCAGAACCAGUGGGGUGGCUGUGAUUCUCUUCAGAAGUUCCACCACCUUGUUGCUGAACUACUCUCCUUGUUCUCCAAAUCCAAUGCACCGGUUCCUGUUGAAGAUUUGGAAAAUCUACUCCAUGAAUCCAUGUUGCUCACAUUUAACACAGAGAUAGAAGAUGGAAGCAUUGAACAGGUAGCGGAACAAUUGAUAGCUAUACAUGAAGAAUAUUUGUUACGCCGAUCAUCUUAGUCCCUGACAGAAGCACACUCUAAAGUAGAAGCUCGCCUCUCAUAAGAAGAUAGGUGGUUCAGGCCAGCUGAAAGGAGACGUGAUCAUGAAUGUGGAUCUUGACAUUUCAGUCCAAAUUUAUGUUAGGAUCCAAAUGCUCAGAUAUGUUAGUGUUAGUAGCAGAUGAUGGAGGGAUCGGAGUUUCCUUCUUCAUUCACAUCAAAACAGCUAAGGAGAACAUAUAGCAUAUUUGAGUCAGCUUCUUUUCACGUAGAAUCAAUUCUGAAACUCAGAAGUUUUUCCUCAUAAUUGUUCUGACUUUAGAAUCAACUGUAGUAAAAUUUAUCAACCAUCAUAUAUAUUCACUUGUGUUUAUCUGAU
Messenger RNA from Lotus japonicus, 788 nucleotides. RefSeq lists its product as uncharacterized. The record is from RefSeq and is a predicted model, not a curated record. The coding region runs from base 75 to 428 and encodes 117 amino acids. The transcript has 4 exons. Gene Ontology annotation, cellular component: nucleus. NCBI's taxonomy places the organism in Eukaryota, Viridiplantae, Streptophyta, Magnoliopsida, Fabales, Fabaceae. Gene Ontology annotation, biological process: maturation of SSU-rRNA from tricistronic rRNA transcript (SSU-rRNA, 5.8S rRNA, LSU-rRNA).